This is a messenger RNA of Cyprinus carpio (common carp), 1260 nucleotides long. RefSeq lists its product as uncharacterized. The record is from RefSeq and is a predicted model, not a curated record. Gene Ontology annotation, biological process: regulation of apoptotic process. NCBI's taxonomy places the organism in Eukaryota, Metazoa, Chordata, Actinopteri, Cypriniformes, Cyprinidae.
ACAGCGCAUACAUACACGUCCUGGAACUUCUGUCUGUCUGGUCACACCAGACACAACACGGAGUCAUGGAUCAGAAGCACAGGACGGUGACGUCCAGACGCCUGCUGCGGACAGUCUGGAGUUCAAACUCCUGAUGGCAUACGCCCGCAAGAGACGACCCACCGACACCCGUCUGCCGCAGGACGUCCCGUCUUCACCACAGCUGCCUGAAGAACACGGCAUAGCAAAGAAAAAUAAAAGAAAGAAGAGACUGUUGUCUCUCUUGAAGUGUAUUAAACCACAGACAGAUGAUGUACGUGCACGAAAGCCAGCAACAUUUGACGGCAAUAGGAAAGUGGAGAAGAUGGAGAACUUGGUCGGUGAACUGACAGAGAUAUCAGCUUCUGUGCACUUCACUCCCUGUGAAAUAGAAGCAGACGGUCCAGAAGACGAGGAGUCUGAUUUUGCGAGAAAGCUGGCUGAGCUCCUUAGAGAACAAGGUGAUGAACUGAAUGAAAAGAUUAAGGCAGACAAGGUCUUACUUGAAAUACUGCGGUCCUCGCUCUCAUACAGCUUCUUCAUGAAAGUGAUGGAAGCUUUCUGUGGAAGUGUCUCUCCAGACAUGCCUUCAGAGCAGAAAGACAAGAAAGUCAAUGUGGCUCUGGUCUGUGAAGCCACCAGUCAGCUUGUUGGCAUCCAUUAUCAUCCAGUGACCUACGUGAUGGGCUUGGGUGCCCGGUAUCUACAGGAAAAAUACUCCACGUGGAUAAACAAAAACAUGGAUGUAGGCAAUGGAGAAGCUGAUGACGAAUCCAAAGAUGAAGUCCAGUGAGCAGAUGAGAUGCUCUCUCACAUUAUAACAUCUUUCUCAGGGGCACAGGCACUUUAUAAACCUGAAAAGUGGUUUUGUUUGGUGAACCAACAAGGAUAUCUUGUUUUUGUUCCCCAUUACAUCCUCAUAGCAUCCAAGAGAAAAAAAGAGGUAGUUCAUAGUGCCAAAUCUAACUGUAUGUUUACCAUACCUCACAAAAAAUGCACGGAUACUGCAUUAUAUAUGUUUGUAUGUUUAACACCACUUGUAAACUGUUUUUGUAAUUUAAUGUAGCAUCCAAAUUGUUAUGAAUUAUUUGCCCUUUUGUUAAAUCUGUACUUUUGUUUUGAAAUUAACUUAUUUUCGUAUCCUUGAACGUUAAAGUGAUUAAGAGAAUAUAUAAUGUCUUAAUGAAAUUUAUAUAUAUAUUUUCAAUGUUAUAAUAUUAAAGAAACUGUGAAAAUUUGUAA